This is a messenger RNA of Rotaria sp. Silwood2, 546 nucleotides long. Lineage: Eukaryota; Metazoa; Rotifera; Eurotatoria; Philodinida; Philodinidae. The record is from the annotation of a GenBank genome assembly.
AUGCCUAUUGUCAUUAUUGGAGGUGUAACAGCUGUUGGUAAAACAUCUACAGCUAAAAAGCUAAAGAAUUUAUAUGGCUGGGAUUAUGUCGAAGCAGAUGAAUAUCAUUCUAAAACAAAUAUUGAUAAAAUGAUAGCCGGUAUAGCAUUGACAGAUGAAGAUCGUCUUCCUUGGUUACAAAUUCUUCAUGAACAAUUAAAAAAAUAUUUAUCAACAAAUCGAACUUGUGUUAUGACAUGUUCAGCUUUAAAAAGAUCCUAUCGACAUAUAUUAUUAACGGGUUCAUCAGAUCCUAAUGUUAAAGCAGAAAUGCCAAAAGAAGAUUUUUAUAUUAUUAUGUUAACAUUAUCAAGAAAAGCAUUACAUGAUCGUUUGGUUCGACGACAACAUGAACAUUUUAUGAAUCCUAUAUUAUUAGAUUCACAAUUUGCAACACUAGAGUUACCUAUAAAUCAGGAAGAUGAACCUUAUACAUAUAUUAUUAAUUGUGAUGAUCUUUCACAAGAUGAAAUUGUUUGUCAAAUUCAACUGCUGCUUAAAAAAUAA